UCUCCCACUCUGCAUCAGCAUUACUUUAAAUCCCAAAAUUCAAUUAUUUAUACACAGAGCCAUGCCUCCUUCCCAUCUCUCCUCCAUGUUCUUUUCAAAAUUCUCACCCACCCCACAAGCAAAGCACCCUUAACUUUUUCAGUUCAUUUUUUUAUUCUUCAUUGGUUCGUCUUCUCUUACUCUCUACCCCAUUUUGCUUUUUCUGGGUUUCUGUGCUUUUUGUUGGGAUCUACUUCACAAUGGGUUUGUCCCAAGGCCCCUGCACUGAUUCCAGGGACCUUUCCAAUGCCCCAACCUUAGUUGUAGAUCACUACUGUGACUACAACAAGCUCAAAUUCCGAACCUUUCUCAGAAAAAUGUUCUGGGAAUUCGGUCUUGCUUGUGUGGCCAACCCUUCCCGGCGUCGGAGAAGCUCCGAGAGAAGCUCUGCCUAUGGAAAAAAGACGAAUUUGGAGCACAACAAGGCGUGGCUGCUUGCGGAGUCUGGUGGGUGUGGAGCAGAAUUGACCAAUGCUGACCCUCAAUCGGUUCACUCCUCUUUCAGGUUCAGCUUCUGUUCUCAGGUGGAGUUGGAGUCCUUGAACAUGAGUUCUUCAAGUGCUGCAACGGUUUUGAUGGUGAAUUUGGACAAUGGGAUGAGUGAAUCUCGCGCCAGGGAGAUGAAGUGGAGGAGAAUGGAGUCGUUGGAGAAGAGCAUAUCCCCUGUGGCUCACAGCUUGAUCAGGUUUAGCUAUGGUGAAAUUAUGUCUGCUACUAGGAAUUUCUCCAAAGGGAGGGUGUUGGGGAGAGGGGCAUUGAGCUGUGUUUUUAGGGGGAGAGUUGGGAUUUUGAGGACUGCAGUGGCGAUCAAACGAUUGGACAAGGAAAACAAGGAAUCUGCCAAGGCCUUUUGUAGAGAAUUGAUGAUUGCAAGUUCUCUUCAUAGUUCAAAUGUUGUUCCCCUUUUGGGGUUUUGUAUUGAUCCUGAGGAGGGUUUGUUUUUGGUGUACAAGUAUGUUUCAGGGGGCAGUCUGGAGCGCCACUUGCAUGGAAGGAAGAAGGGUAGUUCACCUCUUCUGUGGCCUGUGAGGUACAAAGUUGCGAUUGGGAUUGCUGAAGCUGUAGCUUAUCUGCAUAGUGGAACUGAAAGAUGUGUUGUGCACAGAGACAUUAAGCCCUCAAACAUUCUGCUUUCUUCAAGGAAGAUUCCCAAGCUAUGUGACUUCGGAUUAGCUACAUGGACUUCUGCACCUUCACUUCCUUUCCUUUGCAAAACUGUCAAAGGAACAUUUGGAUAUUUGGCUCCUGAGUAUUUCCAACAUGGGAAAGUAUCAGACAAGACUGAUGUAUAUGCUUUUGGAGUGGUUUUGUUGGAACUCAUUACUGGCCGUAAGCCAAUUGAGGCAAGGAGAUCUUCAGGAGAAGAGAACUUGGUCUUAUGGGCUAAACCUUUUCUACAGAAGGGGAAAGGAGCAAUUGAAGAGUUGCUUGAUCCUCAACUCAAGUGCAGUCUUAAAUUCUCAAAUCAAAUGGGUAGAAUGAUCGAAGCAGCAGCUGCAUGUGUCACAAAUGAAGAAUCUCGGCGACCUGGCAUACAUGAGAUUAUUGCAAUACUGAAAGGUGAAGAAGAACCUCUUCUCUCCAAAAGAAAGAAGUCCAGUUUUCUUGGGAAUGGAUGCGUGAUUGAUUGUUAUUCUCAGUUACAACAAACAAAUAAUGAGAUGAAAAGUCACUUGGCAUUAGCAAUGUUAGGAGUUGCAGAGUUUGAGGAUGAUGAAUAUCUUUAUGGUCGAUAAAACAUGAUGACAACCCUUAAGUAACCUUUUACUUUUUGCCUUGAUUGUCACUAAGAGUGCUAAAGAUUAGAUGUGAGCGAGUUGAAACUGUAAAUAGAAAUAGGAGCUUAGAUGAAGAUUGUGUGUAGAUAUCUUCCCUUCUCUCAAAAGGGUAACGCUAAUAGAUUUUCAUUCAUGUUUGUGAAUCAUGUUCAAUUCAUGUUGGUAAAUUAAAUGAUUUUUAUCUGAU
Messenger RNA from Glycine soja, 2004 nucleotides. Its product is annotated as probable serine/threonine-protein kinase PBL7. Lineage: Eukaryota; Viridiplantae; Streptophyta; Magnoliopsida; Fabales; Fabaceae. Bases 240 to 1775 code for a protein of 511 amino acids. The transcript has 6 exons. Gene Ontology annotation, biological process: protein phosphorylation. The record is from RefSeq and is a predicted model, not a curated record. Gene Ontology annotation, molecular function: protein kinase activity; ATP binding.